Messenger RNA from Daldinia caldariorum, 1883 nucleotides. Its product is annotated as kinase-like protein. The record is from RefSeq and is a predicted model, not a curated record. Gene Ontology annotation, biological process: protein phosphorylation. The coding region runs from base 146 to 1657 and encodes 503 amino acids. The transcript has a single exon. Lineage: Eukaryota; Fungi; Ascomycota; Sordariomycetes; Xylariales; Hypoxylaceae. Gene Ontology annotation, molecular function: protein serine/threonine kinase activity; ATP binding.
AAGCACGUGCUGACGCCGAGCGACGACGUGGCUCCCGCCUACCUUGAAUUGGGGCGGGUUGAGAGAGUCACAUCGACGGACGACUCAAUAUUUACUAUUACUUAAUUCCAUUAUAUAGAUAUUAUCAACAAAUAAAUAUUCCAGGAUGUUACCACCUCCUGCUCCGGCACUUACCACCAUUCGCGGCUUCGCGCAAACCCCAACAAUGUCCGCCGACGACGACGACGACGACCAGUGCAAGUCGCCGCCCUUGUCUGCGCGACGUGGUCGCACCCCUCGCCUUGACGAUGUCAUCAGCGCUAAUUGUAGCCCCGUGCUUCGCGGUCACAACUCUCCCGCUAUUAGCGGCAUCGCUAAGCUGCGCGCGCAACUAGAGCCUCUUAGCUUAGGCGGCUCCCGCUCCAGUUCUAUGGCCCGAACUCGAAGCAAUAGUCGCCUCAGCUGUAUGAGCGGAGCUACCAGCCAAAUGGGUCGCAGUGACGACGAAAUCUCGGAGGGUGGAUCGACCAGUUACGAAGUCCAGUUAGAACACGACUUUGUAAGCGAGAGCGUGCAAGAGAAGAGGUAUGGUGCGAUUGCAGGAGGGCUCGUACCCCGGAAGAUACAGGCCGACGACUUCGAGACAUUGCGCUGUCUUGGAAAGGGCACGUACGGGACCGUCCUACUAGUUAAGCAGCGCUCUACAGGUCGGCUCUACGCGCAGAAGCAGUUCAAAAAGGCUUCUGUUGUCGUGCACAAGAAGCUUAUCGAGCAAACAAAGACAGAAAGACAAAUCCUCGAGUCCGUUAACAGGCACCCUUUCGUUGUCAAGCUAUUCUAUGCUUUCCAGGACCAAGAGAGGCUAUACCUCAUCCUCGAGUACGGACAAGGUGGAGAACUUUUCACCCAUCUCAACACCGAGAAGAUGUUCCCCGAGCCUGUCGCUGCCUUCUACAUGGCAGAGAUGGUUCUAGCUCUAUCCCAUCUUCACGAUACGCUUGGUGUUGUGUACAGGGAUUUGAAGCCAGAGAACUGCCUCUUAGAUGCCCAGGGUCAUCUUCUGCUAACGGACUUUGGCUUAUCCAAGGUAGCUGUAGAUGAUGAUGAUAGCUGCAAAUCCAUACUCGGAACGGUCGAGUACAUGGCUCCUGAGGUUGUUUUGGGCCAGAAAUAUGGCAAGGCCGUUGAUUGGUGGUCCUUUGGAGCGCUGGGCUACGACCUUAUGACGGGUAACCCACCGUUUCGAGGCGGCAACCAUGCGAAGAUCCAAAGCAACAUCGUCAAGCAGAAGCUUGUCUUGCCUUACUUCCUGUCAGCCGACUCUAAGGAUAUAUUGACGAGAUUCUUGAAGAAGGACCCUGCGAAGCGCCUUGGCUCGAACAUGCCCAGAGACCUCCAGAUCAUCAAGAAGCACAGGUUCUUCCGAAAGAUCGAUUGGAAGAAGCUUGCGGCCAGAGAAAUAGAGCCGCCGAUUCAGCCGAUGAUCACAGACCCUGAACUCGCAGAGAAUUUCGCCCCUGAGUUCACCGAGUUGCCCCUGAGUCCUAUUUUGGCCAAGACCCCUUGGGAUGAGGUGCCACCAGAGGAGAGCUUUAAGGAAGAUCCCUUUGGCGGGUUCAGCUAUGUAGCUUCAAGCAGCCUGUUAGACAACCACGGGUUCAUGUUUGGCGAAGCAUAGACAUUCUCAACAAGGCGCAUAACAUCGAGAACGGAAUAGAGCAGGGGGCAUUAUGAGACAGAUUGCGAUUUUAGAGCCAGCGUAUAUGUGGCUUGACUAACCGAACGGGCAAAGAAUUGGAGUUUUGGGAAGCGAGGGUUUAGCAUCACAGUUCUAGACAGAAGGUGGUGUUUGAAUUUGAAAUGGGAAUGGCGUUCAGGAGGCUUCAGGCAGGAUGAACUGCAAU